Molecule: messenger RNA, 1067 nt
Organism: Jatropha curcas
Lineage: Eukaryota; Viridiplantae; Streptophyta; Magnoliopsida; Malpighiales; Euphorbiaceae
Gene: NDHT
Product: Chaperone DnaJ-domain superfamily protein
Source: RefSeq, a predicted model, not a curated record
CCACAGAAACAUGAGGCCAAGAAAGUUUCUCUCUUCUUCUAACUUAUUAGAAGCCCCAAUGAACUUAGUAUCUUUCUCUGCACUUUAUGGCCUCCAUAGCUGCCCCUCAAGCUUCUUCAUAUUCACUCUUCUUGAGAAGCCACGGCAACCAUUCGCAUCAACUGCUAACAAGAAAAGCCAUAACAAGAAAUAAGAAGAAAAACAGCAACAACAACAAUGGUGGAUUUAGAGUUUUAGCAGAAACACAAGAGCCUCAAUCUCAAAGUAAGAGGCAACGAGCAACCCCAGGAGUGGACACAAGAAUCCAUUGGGAAAAUGAAGAAGAAGGAUGGAUUGGUGGAAGCAGUAAUUCUACUUCACAGAAACGGCUAGAAGAAGAAGAAGAAGAGCAGAGGAAGAGUUUAUUAGGUGAUAAGUUUGCUGAUUUGCUUAAUGAUACUUCUGGUUCUCAUUAUCAGUUCUUGGGUAUAUCAGUAGAUGCAGAUAUAGAAGAAAUAAAAGCAGCAUACAGAAGAUUAUCAAAAGAGUAUCAUCCGGACACAACUUCACUCCCACUAAAAGCAGCUUCAGACAAGUUCAUGAAACUAAGACAAGUUUAUGAUGUUCUAAGCAAUGAAGAAAAACGAAAAUUCUAUGAUUGGACACUUGCACAAGAAGCAGCUAGUCGCCAACAAGAGAAAAUGAGAAUGAAAUUGGAAGACCCAUAUCAGCAAGAUUUAGAUAACUAUCAAUCUGUUCCUGAUAUGGUUGAUAGACUUGGUGGAAGAAACAUGGAGCUCAGUGAUCAAGCUAUGUCUGCCCUUACUAUUGAUAUUUUGAUUAUCAUUUUUGCUAUUUGUUGUAUUAUUUACGUCGCUUUUUUUAAAGAAUCUUAUUAGUAACCAACAAGAUACUGGUUCAGAUAGUUAGCGACCUCGAUUCAUGUAAAUGUGAGAAUAAAAAUUUGAUCCGAGAAGCACAUUUUACUAAAAGGCUCAAACACCUUUAGGUCUAUGACUCGAGGGGAUUAAAUCUCUAAAUUAUAUAUAUAUAAAAAAAAAGAAACUCAUUAGUAGUUUUAUUAGUUA